AUGGGGACAGUCACAUGGAGCUGUGGUGCCGUGAUCCUGCUGGCCAUAAUUUGUUCAUGUCGUGCCAUCACUCUGGAGUCCAUCCACUGGAGCAGCUCCAAUACAAAAUUUACUCCAGGUCAGGGUUUGGUCCUCUAUCCUCAAAUAGGGGACAAGAUGGACAUUGUGUGUCCACGGGCAGACGCUUCCUUGGGUGGAAAGGAGGAGUUCUACCGGGUGUAUCUGGUCUCUCGAAGUCAGAUGGAGAGCUGCACCAUUGACAAGACAGACACACCCCUGCUGAACUGUGACAAGCCUCACCGGGACGUCAAGUUCACGUUUAAGUUCCAGGAGUUCAGCCCCAACCUCUGGGGGUUGGAGUUCCUUAAGGGGAAGGACUAUUAUAUCACCUCCACAUCCACAGGCUCCCUGCAGGGUCUGGAUAACACUAAUGGAGGGGUGUGUAGAACCAAAUCCAUGAAGCUAGUGUUGAGAGUCGGCCAAAGCGCUUCCGAUCCACCUUCAACACUCCAGGAGUCCCCCACCCGAUUUCCACCCACACGACCAAAGUCUAAGGACCCCUCCCCAAAAGAGAAGGAUAACAAUGGCAAAACUGAAACAGGACAAACAAACCCCAGUGGCAGCGGUGGCUCUGAGCCAGGACUGUUCAUGUGGGUUGUCUCUGGCUGCGUGAUCGUCCUUCUGGUCAUCAUAAUUCUGCUGGUCCUGCUGUGGAGGUACCAUCGCCGUCACUGCGUCCCAGAUAGCCAGCAGUCUGCCUCUGUGUCCCUCAACACUUUGGCUGUGCCAAAGCGGGACAGCAUCAGCAGCGACAACAACGGCUCAGACCGCAGCGAUGUUGUCUGUCCUCUGCGGGCUUCUGACAGCAUGAUCUGUCGUCAUUAUGAGCGCGUGAGCAGUGACUACGGGCCCCCUGUGUACAUAGUUCAGGAGAUAACGCCCCAGAAUCCCACCAACAUCUACUACAAAGUCUAAUGUUUGCUGCUGUAAUGCCAGUCUUCUACUGAUAAUCCCAAAUUUGAACCGUCGGGGACACACUCAGACUACACACACUUUUAUGGCUACAGUUUGUGGCGGAUGAAGAAAAGUCACAUGUGGCGUGCUCAUCUGAGGCCUGUGUUGACUUUACAAGGACAAAUGUCAAUAUUAUGCUUGUUUGUGUCUCACUGAACAAAAUUCUCCUUUCUUUUUCUUGAUUUAGUUAGGAGACAGUCAGAGAGGACUCACAUUAGAAACAGACUCUGGUGCUUCGU
Molecule: messenger RNA, 1253 nt
Organism: Scomber japonicus (chub mackerel)
Lineage: Eukaryota; Metazoa; Chordata; Actinopteri; Scombriformes; Scombridae
Product: ephrin-B2-like
Exons: 5
Coding region: 1-975 (324 amino acids)
Biological process (GO): blood vessel morphogenesis; ephrin receptor signaling pathway; axon guidance
Cellular component (GO): plasma membrane
Molecular function (GO): ephrin receptor binding
Source: RefSeq, a predicted model, not a curated record